Prunus armeniaca (apricot) is the source of this 276-nucleotide messenger RNA. Lineage: Eukaryota; Viridiplantae; Streptophyta; Magnoliopsida; Rosales; Rosaceae. The record is from the annotation of a GenBank genome assembly.
AUGUUCUUCACUUCGCCAGCUCACCCUCAAUCGAAUGAUCAGGUUGAAGCGAUGAACAAAAUAGUCAAGAAGCUAUUGAAACGGCAGCUUGACAAAGCCAAAGGAGCUUGGCCGGAGAAGCUUCCAGAGGCAUUAUGGGCCAUCCGGACAUCCUACCGAACGGCAACUGGGGAAACACCGUUCUCCAUGGCCUUUGGCUUGGAAGCGGUAGUCCCAGUGGAAAUCAGAGAACCCUCCUACCGAACGGAAACUUUCGCCCCAAAGGCGAAUGAGUAG